Meloidogyne enterolobii is the source of this 573-nucleotide messenger RNA. The record is from the annotation of a GenBank genome assembly. Lineage: Eukaryota; Metazoa; Nematoda; Chromadorea; Rhabditida; Meloidogynidae.
AUGGCAUCAAGACUUUUAAGGAGAUUCUCUUCACCAAUUAUGAUUAUUCGUAACAAAUCGAAAGAAGUUGCAAAAGACAAGAAAGAUGAGAAAGUAUAUCAACUUUGGGAGUUCUUUGACAAACCUGAUAAUUGGGGUAUGAAGGAAUUGUCACUGUCUAGAAGGCCAGGACGAUCUUGGACUGCCGAUGAACUUCGUCUUAAAAGCAAUUCUGAUUUGCACAAACUUUGGUAUGUCCUUUUGAAAGAGAGGAAUAUGCUUCUUACAAUGCGAGAAGCAUACAAGAUUAGACAUAUGGAAUUACCUAAUCCUGAAAGGGUUGAUCGAGUUAAAGAGAGUAUGGACAAUAUUGAAGUUGUUGUGCAUGAACGUAACGAUGCAUAUUUAAAAUUAGAAACUGGCAAAAGUGCCUCUCCACCCAAAAGAAAGAUUACAUCCUUUGCUGGUUUUACCUAUGAAGUAUCGGCAAAUGAACAUUAUGGACAACCAGAUGUGAUUGGAGUCAAGAAGGAAUAUGAGGUUCCUAUGCUAGACGAUAAGGCCUAUUUGUUUCAGGUUAAUUCUAAUAAUUAA